GUCAUCGUUUAUUUGAUUGGUCAAAAAAAUUCAAGAAAUCGUAAAUAAUGGAUGCUCCGCCGAUAAAACCCCGAAGGGAGAAGAAAUUUUCGCGAGAAGUCGGCGAAACCGGAUUAUUGGUGUCUGUUAUACGAACAUUAGAUCUCAGUGAGACCGAUGAGCAACGGGAACGGGAAAAAUUGAAGAUUGAAAAGGAGUUUAAGAAAAGCGAUCAACGUUUGAAUGAGCUCGUCUCUCACAACGAUGGCGAUCUCACAAAAGUCAUGCAAUUGUUCAACAAAGCCUCGAGUCAAGUCACAGCAGGUCGCGAACGCAUCCGAACUGUCAAGGAAAAUCUUCAGGCGUGCAAACAACUGCUUCGUUGUCGUCGCGAAGAGCUCCAAAAAAUGUACACGGAUGCCGUGCAGCACAAAUGUGUGCUCGAAAUGCUCGAUCAAAUCAAUGAAAUUCAAAAAGUUCCGCAGCAAGUCGUCACGUUCCUCAAUAAGAAGCAAUAUUUGCAUGCGACAAAGACUCUCGUGUCGGCAAUUAAAUUGAGCAAGACAACUUUGAGGGAAGUUGAGGGCUUGAGCGAUUUGCGACAAGAUUUCGAGAACAAACGAAACAUGGUUUACAACAAAUUGAUCGAAGAACUGAACAAACAUCUUUAUCAUUCGAGCACGAGCGUCAUUUUUACGAGUUUUCAGCGGCAAGGAUCGACUCGCGGAAGUAAUUUAGCGUCGCCAUUCCAGAGAAACAUGAUUCGACGAUCCGCGGAACGCAUUGAAGCGAAUACAAAAGCAAGGAAAGCUUUGUUUGAAAUUCAACAAAAUGGCUACAUUGACGUCGAUAAAAGCGAAAUAAUUGAAGAUACGGAACUUUUGGAUGCUGAUGUCAAUUCCACGUAUUUUAUUGGGAUAAUUGUUGAAUGUUUUGCAUUGUUGGAAAAAGUGCCUGAGUCGAUAGAGACAAUUAAAGUACAAAUGCAACCCGAACUACUAACGAUCGUAACAAAGACGACGCAAUAUUUGAAGAACAACAAUUUAAAGCCCGCUGAUCGAACAAAUCAAGAAAAGGAUCAAACAACGCCGGAACAUCCUCUCCUAACACUUCUUGACUUAGUCUACAAGCAAUUCAAGCUGAUCGCGGAAACGCACGCCUUAACCUUGAAAAAUUACCAAAAUACAACGAAGCGAUAUAACAUGACGGGCGUUACUUUGUACGACAGUGCGGAUUAUUGGCACGAAGCGCAAGCGGUAAUGCAGAUAAUGCUCACAGAUUAUUUAAACAUUCAAAGUGUUUCGGCAGAGGAACAGCUGAAAUCGAGUUUUCCCGAAGAACGAGUCAAUAUUAAUUCAUUUUUCAGUCGACGGAAGCCACAAACCAAUAAAAAAUUAUUCAAGUUCGAAAAGUCAGAUAGUGCAAGUCUAGCCAGUAAUUUACCAAAUUUCCUGAGCGUCGAGUCGCGCGAACACAAACGAAGUCAUUCGAAUGCCUCGAAUCCAUCAAAUCCCAAAGACGAUAUUAACGCGCAACUCAUUGCGGCGGCGAGCAGUGCAAAGAAACGCGAAAAAAUACUCCUUUGUGAGGCAGAUCCGGCUCUCAUACGGACCAUUUAUCUCCCCCUGAUGCAAUAUAUCGCCGAACUCGAGGACAUUUUCAAAGCAAAAACGGGCGACAAAGGUCCUCUGAACGCAUUUUUGACGGAAUAUGUGCGGGAUACGUUCCUCGCUCGAGGUCACAAUCGAAAUUUACAAGCGACAAUAGAGACUGUGUCGAAAGCGAACGACGCAUGGCGAACAAUUAUCUCGCCGGAAGAGAUGAAACGUCUCGGAUUGAAUCGUCCCUUGUUGCAAAGUACAGUUUUAGUCGAAAGUCGCAUUGCGGAUACGAAACAAUUGAUCGUCGAUUUGCCCACGUACUCGGAUGACUUGUUAAAGAUGGUUUGUUCGCUGCUGAAAACGUAUCGGGAAACGUGUCAAGUUGCAUAUCGGGGAAUUGUUCAACCGGAAACGGAAGAUAAGAGGAUUUAUAGUGUUGCGUGGCUUAAGGAUGAUGAUAUUAAUCGAUUUUUGAAAACUCUUCCAAAUUGGACAGACCUCAAAGCAUCCGGCGACAGAAUGCGCAAAGGUCGUCUCAUGAAAGGCGAAUCCAUGGAAGAAGAAUCCCCCACACAAAUUCAGCAACGAAACAUCCGCGAAGCUGAAAUGCUCACGACAAAUUUGGGCGAAGGAGGCAUCUCGAGCAUGGAAAUCCUCUCCGACAUCGGAGUUUUGAAAGAAUUGGCAAUUUUACAGGAAAGCAUGGAAUGGUUCGCCAACAGAAUUGCCGAUUUUGCGAACGAUUUGAAGAAACCAGUGACAACAAAUGGUUCAACGGAGUCAUCAUCCGCCGUGAAAGACGGAACAAUUAAAGUUUUGACGAAUUUGGCUUUGGAAUUCGAGGAAUUAGCGAAUACUUGUUUGUUAGUUUUGCAUUUAGAAGUUAGAGUACAGUGCUUCCAUUACUUACGCUCGAACACGAAAAACAAGGAAAAAAGUCGCGAUGUGUUUGAUAUGGAUCGCACAGACUCCCUUGAGCCGGAUGCCAAAGUAUUGAAACUUACCAAAGUACUUUCUGACAUGGAUGAGGCCCUCAGUUCGACAUUGCAUCCGAGAAAAACGAAGUACGUUUUCGAGGGUCUUGCUCAUCUCGUCGCCCGAAUACUCAUCAUGGCAUCCAAUUCCAUGGAGCGCAUCGACAAUGCGGGAGUCCAAAAGAUGGUACGAAACGCUCUUGCGAUUCAACAAACGCUCAGCUCAAUUACGGCAUCACGCGAAGUCGCCUUAGAUCACGCAAGAAAUUUCUAUGAAAUGUUUUAUUUGGAUCCCGAUGAAUUCAUCAACCAAAUCGUCGAAAAAGGCGCACAAUUCACCGAAAUGCAAUAUCUUCAUGCACUGCAACUUGUGUGCAAAUCCCGUUACAUCACAGACUCGAACACGCUGGCGUCGUAUCAACAAAGAUUGUCAGAUUUGUUGGGAACAAAACCCUCAACAGGCGUAUCAGUCUAAAAAUAAUUCGCUGGAAUUAAUUAAAAAAAGAGUAUUUUGUUGGAAAUUUAAGACUAAAUUAUAAAAAAAAAAUAUCGGAAACAUAUUAGAAAGAGAGCUUUAAUUUUUAGUAUUCAGUAAAAAGUUACUCGUUCGUAUUUAAAAAAAAAUAAAAUAUUAAAAAAUCAAAAAAUAAAUAUAGGAAUUAAAAAAAAAUAAUAAUCGUAUAAUAAAUAAUUGAAAAAUAAAUAAAAUGCUAACAACGGUGCUUUUAAAAUUAAAUAAAAAAAUGUUGUUAAAAAU
Culicoides brevitarsis is the source of this 3311-nucleotide messenger RNA. It is a transcript of the gene Sec8, whose product is annotated as exocyst complex component 4. Gene Ontology annotation, biological process: chemical synaptic transmission; exocytosis; Golgi to plasma membrane transport. Bases 48 to 3029 code for a protein of 993 amino acids. Gene Ontology annotation, cellular component: synapse; exocyst; growth cone membrane. NCBI's taxonomy places the organism in Eukaryota, Metazoa, Arthropoda, Insecta, Diptera, Ceratopogonidae. The record is from RefSeq and is a predicted model, not a curated record. The transcript has 10 exons.